Messenger RNA from Geodia barretti, 576 nucleotides. Lineage: Eukaryota; Metazoa; Porifera; Demospongiae; Tetractinellida; Geodiidae. The record is from the annotation of a GenBank genome assembly.
AACCAUGAGCAACAUAAGCCAUAUUUUGGUUUUAUUUUUUAUUUUGUUCACUUUUGGUGGUGAAUGAAGCUCUGUGAGGGUAUUGUCGCAGUAUUGUGCAUUGCCUUACAUGUAUUCAUAUUCAGAAUUCAAUGCCACACUGGAGAUAUUUGCCUGGGUAGAGGUCAACGAUGUUAUGAAGGCACAGUGCAAGUCUGCUCAGAUGGCACAUGGGGGACAGUGUGUGAUGACAGUUGGGACUCCAAUGAUGCAAGGGUUGUAUGCCGACAGCUUGGAUAUGAAACAAGCGGUGCCACUGCUUUAAACAGAGCAUACUUUGGCUAUGGAGCUGGUAAUAUUGUCAUGGAUGAUGUAUCAUGUAGUGAGUCCGAGACAAAGCUUUAUUACUGCUCUUACAAUUCUAAUCAUAACUGUGGUCACAGUGAGGAUGCUUCAGUCCGGUGUUCAUCAAUCAGGGAAAGGCCAAGCAGUGGUGUUUGCUAUCGUACUGAAACAUACCUCGUUGGAUACUAGACAACAACCUCACAUGUGUCGUAUGUGGGCUACACACAAUGUGGACUGUUCUGGCGUUGUUCC